CAAACAACCAUUGCUGAAUUAAAUCUGCUGGGAUUUGGGGAUGUACAACACCUUCAGAUUCCUCUCUUCUUUCUCUUUCUGCUGAUCUACAUCUGCUCUAUGACUGGGAAUCUCCUUAUUAUUGUUCUAAUAAUUUCUGAACAACAGCUUCAUACCCCUAUGUAUUUCUUCUUAGGUAACCUCUCCUGCUUAGAUAGUGUCACAGUUUGCACCAUUCUCCCGAAGAUGCUUGCUGGCCUGUUGACUGACCAUGGUGCCAUUUCCGUUCAGGGUUGUAUUGCCCAGUUUUAUUUUUUUGCCUCUUUAGCUGCAGUUCAAUGUUACCUCUUAGCAAUGAUGUCUUAUGAUAGGUAUUUAGCCAUUUGCAAACCUCUGCAUUAUGUCUCUCUAAUGAACACUAAGCUAUGUUUCUGUUUAUCAGCUGGCUGUUGGAUCAGUGGUUUCAUAGGGAUGUCAAUAUAUAUAUAUUUGAUGUCACAGCUAGUAUUCUGUGGCCCCAAGGACAUUGAUCAUUUCUUCUGUGACAUAGCUCCAGUAAUGAAGCUUUCUUGUGAGGAAACCAAGACUGCAGAAUUUGUGACCACAGUAUUUUCAUCUUUCUUCACCCUUCCACCGUUUUCAUUGACCAUGACGUCGUACAUAUUAAUCAUCGGAAACAUCAUGAGAAUCCCAUCCACCAUUGGGAAGAAAAAGGCUUUCUCCACUUGUUCUUCUCAUCUUAUUGUAGUUUCCAUUUUCUAUGGGACUUUGGUGGGUGUUUAUGUGCUUCCAAAGACUGAGAGGCUCAAAGCAUUAAACAAAGUUUUAUCUGUCUUUUAUACACUUCUGACUCCCUUUUUAAAUCCCCUGAUAUAUAGCCUGAGGAACCAAGAAAUGAAGAAGGCUCUGGGAAAAUUUCUAAGAAAUGUGUCUAGUCCAUUUCAGUCCAGGGAAUUUGGUUUUAAAACAGCUGUCAUCCAUGUUAGUUAG
Sphaerodactylus townsendi is the source of this 969-nucleotide messenger RNA. Its product is annotated as olfactory receptor 6N1-like. Gene Ontology annotation, molecular function: olfactory receptor activity; G protein-coupled receptor activity. Gene Ontology annotation, biological process: G protein-coupled receptor signaling pathway. The transcript has a single exon. Lineage: Eukaryota; Metazoa; Chordata; Lepidosauria; Squamata; Sphaerodactylidae. The coding region runs from base 100 to 969 and encodes 289 amino acids. Gene Ontology annotation, cellular component: membrane. The record is from RefSeq and is a predicted model, not a curated record.